Cucurbita moschata (crookneck pumpkin) is the source of this 1909-nucleotide messenger RNA. RefSeq names its product calcium-dependent protein kinase 1-like. Gene Ontology annotation, molecular function: calcium/calmodulin-dependent protein kinase activity; calcium-dependent protein serine/threonine kinase activity; calcium ion binding. Bases 1 to 1578 code for a protein of 525 amino acids. Gene Ontology annotation, cellular component: cytoplasm; nucleus. The transcript is spliced from 8 exons. NCBI's taxonomy places the organism in Eukaryota, Viridiplantae, Streptophyta, Magnoliopsida, Cucurbitales, Cucurbitaceae. The record is from RefSeq and is a predicted model, not a curated record. Gene Ontology annotation, biological process: peptidyl-serine phosphorylation; intracellular signal transduction; protein autophosphorylation.
AUGGGCAACUGCAGUGGUCUGCCGGCCCGCCAAAUCUUCGCCGGCAACCCCCUCGAUCAGUCCGACCACCGCCCUCCCUCAAACGGUGUCGUCAAAGUCCUCCCACCCAAUUCCGACCCUUCUCCGCCUCCACCCCUUCCCAAACAAAUUUCGUCAUCAUCUGCGCCGCCCGCAGUUGGCCGGGUUCUUGGUCGGUCCUUUUCCGACGUCCGGUCGGUUUACUCCUUUGGCCGCGAGCUAGGUCGCGGCCAAUUUGGUGUCACUUACUUAGUCACACACAAGGAAACGAAGCACGAGUUUGCCUGCAAAUCAAUCGCCACUAGAAAAUUGAUCAGUCAGGAUGAUGUUGAAGAUAUCCGCCGGGAGGUUCAGAUUAUGCACCAUCUCACCGGGCACCCCCACAUUGUUGAACUGAAAGAAGUCUACGAAGACCGCCAUUAUGUCAAUUUGAUUAUGGAGCUCUGCGCCGGCGGUGAAUUGUUCGAUCGUAUUAUUGCUAAGGGACACUACUCUGAAUCCACUGCGGCCUCGCUUUGCCGGCAGAUUGUGACGGUCGUUCAUAAUUGUCACUCCAUGGGAGUUAUGCAUAGGGACUUGAAACCGGAGAACUUCUUGUUUUUGAGUACUGAUGAGAAUUCGCCUCUCAAGGCUACGGAUUUUGGGCUUUCUGUGUUCUUCAAACCAGGUGACGUUUUUAAAGAUCUAGUUGGAAGUGCAUACUAUGUAGCUCCAGAAGUUCUUCGUCGAAGUUAUGGACCCGAGGCUGAUAGUUGGAGUGCUGGAGUUAUACUAUACAUUCUACUCAGUGGAGUUCCUCCUUUCUGGGCAGAGAAUGAUCAAGGUAUUUUUGAUGCUAUUCUUCGGGGACAUAUUGAUUUCUCAUCGGAUCCUUGGCCUUCCAUAUCCAGUGGUGCCAAAGAUCUGAUUCGGAAGCUGUUGCAGUCCGAUCCUAAAGAGCGAUUAUCCCCCUUUGAAGCUCUAAAUCAUCCAUGGAUGAAAGAAGAUGGGGAAGCACCUGACAAGCCUCUUGAUAUUGCUGUUUUGACUAGAAUGAAACAGUUCAGAGCAAUGAACAAACUCAAGAAAGUAGCUCUAAAGGUGAUUGCUGAAAAUCUUUCAGAAGAAGAAAUUGUGGGAUUAAAGGAGAUGUUCAAGUCAAUGGAUACCGAUAAUAGUGGAACUAUCACUUUCGAGGAGUUGAAGGCUGGUCUUCCGAAACUGGGUACAAAGCUUUCCGAGACUGAAGUUAGGCAGCUGAUGGAAGCAGCUGAUGUGGAUGGAAAUGGAACAAUCGACUACAUCGAGUUUAUUACAGCUACUAUGCACAUUAACAGAGUCGAUAGAGAGGAUCACUUAUUCAAAGCUUUUGAGUACUUCGACGAAGACAAAAGCGGGUAUAUCACAAUGGAGGAGUUGGAGUCUGCCCUCAAGAAGUACAAUAUGGGUGAUGAAAAAACAAUAAAGGAGAUUAUCGCAGAAGUUGACACGGAUAAUGAUGGACGAAUAAACUACGACGAAUUCGUUGAAAUGAUGAGGAAAGGAAACCCGGAGUUGACCACAACCAGACGGCAAAAAUGAAGCUGAGUUUCUUCAUUCUUUUGGCUGUGUUGUCUGUUCCAUUAGGGUUGAAGUUUUGUUUACAGGAAACUUCAACUAUUCUGAGCCUUUUUGUGUGUGUUAUUCUGAGAUUUGAGUGUAUAAGAAUAUCAAUAUGCUUGGGUAGAUAAGUCUCCUAGGAAUGUAAUGUUCUUUAGAAUGAAAAUGUAAUGUCAGUCUGUAAAUCCACCAAAUGACCAGAGAGGAAGAGAAAAAUGUACUCAUCUUUAGUUUUGUUUUAUCAGUGAGCUUGAAAAAGGCCACACUGUUAUUGUUGUUGAAAAAAAAUAAAGAACCUGUUCUUAUGCUCUGA